AUGAGGCGCUUCGUGCUCGUCUCCGUCGCCGUCGCCGCUCUAUGCCUUCUCGCGACGUUGCCCGUAAAAUCAGCCUACCCGUCACAGCAAGGCCUCGAAAAGCUUACAGCGGGGCUGCGGAGCAACAAGUAUUACAGGGGCUUUCAGGAGAAGCUGAGGCAGCUCCAAAUGAACCGGAUGCGGAUCGAAGCUAAGAACUACGUGACGAAGCAAUCCGCGGACAAAAUGGCCAGCUACACUAAGAUGCGAACGGCCAUAAUGUGUGUCAUGAGGGGAAGGGACUCCAAGGGUAACCAGAUCGGGGAGGAUCAUGCCUUUGGAUUCUUCUUCAUCUUCCUUUUCAAGAGAGACGACGGGGAUCAUGACGGCUACUACGGGGGCUUCGUCAAGCUUAAGGAGCCCGAGGUCCCCAUUGCAGCCGUUAUCAACACCGGCUACGAGGGUGAAGACGGGUCUACAGUGAUCGAUUUCGGCGCCGAAGUCACCUGGUACAACGCGUCGCGGUCCCAAAGCUUCGGAAUCAUCUCGUGGUUCCCGAAAUCGCCCGCUCCGCUCGGUUACAACUACGUGUUUAGCGGGUCGUGGGUCGGAAUGAGCGCGCUGACUGCUGCUGAUGGCUCGGUACUGACCGAUGCAGUAUUGGCCAUUGCGAAGAAGACUCAGGCGCAUUAUGGCGCCGUGGCGAAUAGCAAUUUCCCCAGCGGUGCUGUUCGCGGCCAAUGCGGGAUCGACACGUCAGGAAUUGGCGGGUAA
Closterium sp. Yama58-4 is the source of this 753-nucleotide messenger RNA. Lineage: Eukaryota; Viridiplantae; Streptophyta; Zygnematophyceae; Desmidiales; Closteriaceae. The record is from the annotation of a GenBank genome assembly.